CUCCCCAAUGUAAAUAAAAAGCGUGUCAAACUGUUGCAGGCAGAGAGAAGUGCAGGCACACCAGAGAUCCAGCAUGUCUAAGAAGGAGGAUCCGAUGGAGGAGAUUAUGGAGUCCAAAGUCAUGUGGUACCCUGACAGCAAGAAAGUCACCCAGAUGGACCAGUUCAGGGCCAGGGUGAACAGGAACUAUGGGCUCAGCCUGGCCAAUUAUAAUGAACUGUACCAGUGGUCGGUGGAAUGCUAUCCAGAAUUUUGGACAGAAUUUUGGGAUUUCAGUGGCCUUGUCUACUCACGCAUGUACAAUGAGGUCAUUGACAGGUCCAAAGGGAUUGCUGAUGUUCCAGAAUGGUUUCGUGGGAGCCGUUUGAAUUAUGCUGAGAACCUUCUCAAACACAAGGAAAAUGAUAAAAUUGCACUAUAUGCUGCAAGAGAAGGCAGGGAGAAUGUGGAAAAGGUGACUUUUGAAGAGCUGAGAAGAAAUGUAGCUUUAUACGCAGCUGCUAUGAGAAAGAUGGGAGUCGAAACCGGAGAUCGCGUUGUUGGCUAUCUUCCAAACUGCAUCCAGACAGUGCAAGCCAUGCUGGCAGCUGCAAGCAUUGGAGCCAUUUGGAGUGCCACUUCUCCAGACUUUGGAGUUAAUGGAGUCCUGGACAGAUUUUCCCAAAUUCAGCCUAAGCUGAUCUUCUCUGUGGAAGCGGUGAUUUAUAAUGGAAAGGAGCAUGCACAUCUGGAGAAGCUGCAUAAUGUAGUAAAAGGAUUACCAGACCUGAAGAAAGUGGUAGUGAUUCCUUAUGUCCAGGCAAAAGAGAAAGUUGACAUCUCUAAGAUUCCUAACAGUGUAUUCCUAGAUGAUUUCCUGGCAACUGGAAAAGUGGGAGACCAGGCCCCACAGCUGGAGUUUGAGCAGCUACCCUUCAAUCACCCCCUGUAUAUCAUGUACUCAUCUGGUACUACUGGAGCCCCUAAGUGUAUGGUGCAUUCUGCUGGCGGUACCCUGAUUAAACAUUUGUCGGAGCAUAUUCUUCAUGGAAAUACUACUAGCAGUGAUUUCAUUAUGUACUACACCACGGCUGGAUGGAUGAUGUGGAACUGGCUGGUUACAGCUAUAGCUACUGGAGCUUCAGUGGUGCUGUAUGAUGGGUCUCCUCUUGUUCCUAAUCCCAACAUACUUUGGGAUCUCGUGGACAGACUGGGGAUAACCAUUUUGGGAACUGGAGCCAAGUGGUUGACUGUUCUAGAAGAGAAGAAUUUUAAACCUCGUGAAACCAACAGCCUCAAAACACUUCAUACGAUACUAUCAACUGGAUCACCAUUAAAGCCACAAAGUUAUGAUUAUGUUUAUAAUCAAAUAAAAAGAAAUGUUCUUCUUGGAUCCAUCUCUGGUGGUACAGACAUUAUAGCUUGUUUUAUGGGACAGAAUCCUACCAUUCCAGUAUACAGAGGGGAAAUCCAGGCCAGGAACCUGGCAAUGGGAGUGGAAGCAUGGUGUGAGGAAGGAAACGCGGUGUGGGGGGAAAGCGGAGAACUAGUGUGUUUAAUUCCGCUCCCAUCUCAGCCCACACACUUCUGGAACGAUGAAGAUGGCAGCAAAUACCAGAAAGCAUACUUCUCCAAAUUCCCAGGUGUCUGGGCUCAUGGAGACUACUGCAAAAUAAACCCUAAGACUGGUGGCAUUGUCAUGCUGGGACGCAGUGAUGGCACUUUGAAUCCUAACGGGGUACGAUUUGGAAGCUCAGAAAUCUAUAAUAUAGUUGAAUCCUUUGUGGAGGUUUCCGACAGCUUGUGUAUUCCCCAGUACAACAAAGAUGGCGAAGAGCGAGUGAUUCUCUUUCUUAAAAUGAACAAUAAUUACACUUUUGGCAGUGGCCUGGUGAAGAGGAUAAGAGACUCCAUUAGAAUAGCACUUUCAGCCAGGCAUGUACCAUCGCUGAUCCUUGAAACAAAAGACAUUCCAUACACAAUUAGUGGGAAGAAAGUAGAAGUUGCUGUAAAACAAAUCAUUGCCGGAAAGGAAGUAGCACAUCGCGGGGCAUUCUCCAAUCCUCAGUCCCUGGAUCUGUACCGCACCAUUCCAGAACUGCAGAAUUUCUGAUGUACUGUGUAGAUCUUGUACAUAUACCUGCAUGGAUGGCUACGGUUUUUGAAGAAAAUUCUGAAUUUCUAAGGUAUAUGUGACUUGUGCCAUCAGCCCUAUAUUGGUAUACAGGGAAGAACUGACUAUCUACAUUCAGGCUAUCUACACAUGUAUCCUAUGGAAAGUCUUUACAUUUGCUGCACAGUUUUGGAAAUCGCAUUUCAGAACCCUCUGUCAUUUUCUCUCUUCUGGAAAGCAUGGGUUUAAGCCACGGCAUCUGCUCUGUAAAAUUGGGUCAGUUUCCUCAUCUUAAUCCAAGGGCAAGUACCGUACUCUUCUCCAGCUGUUCAAGUGGACCUGUCAAGAAAAACAGAAAAGUCCACAGCCUGCAGGGAAUCUGAAAUGCAGUGUAUUGUUACAGUCACAAAUGCCUUUCAUGAGAAAAGUAUCCUGUACAAUUGUACCCCAUCAUUCCUGUAUAUUAGCUGUCAUGGUAAGAGCUGUUACUGCAUGUGAGCAUUUAGAUGCAAUUUAUGAGUCUGUUGAGCCUGCUGGAAUUGUCGGCAUAGUCUCAGGCGCAGCGCGAACAUUAGGCUCUUGGGGAUAAUCAGGAUAAUAAUCUGCUUAGAUAAUGGCAAAUUCAUGCCGACAUAAUGGCAUUUUUAAUUUGGACGUUCUGUACAGUUUCAGCACAUAGUAAGUAAAACACAGGUUUAUAUACUGUAUACAGUAAAUCUAUAUGUAGUUGGGUUUCCUUUUCCUGUGAGGGCUGGUGUCUGUGUUGGGUGGGCUUGGGGCAGUGCCUUGCAUUUUUUCCCUUUUUGAUUGUCAUGUCACAGUGACAUUUUCUACACUUCUAGAAGCUCAGGGUGUGGAAAAGAACUGCAGAGAGGGAUGGAAAACUGCAGACGUGAUUUUCCACAGCUGCCGUCUGAGUUCUAGUGUGAACAGGGCACAUACCCUUGCAUCUGUUUUUUUUUCCGGUGCAGAAAAACAUUGAUCUCCGCAGUUAUGAACAAGCCCUAAUGAUAUGUUCUUAUGUGUUUCCACUCCAGUUGAAGUCAUAGGUUGCCUAUACCUUCUAUAGACACGUGGCACACACUUUUAUAACCAAAAAAAGCAUGGCUUACCUGUAAACAUUCUACUCCUAGUAACCGUUCUGUAUCACUAGGGAAUGAUCUACUUAUUGUAAGUGCUCAGAAAUGGGAAACGUGAGCUUUUAAGGGAAAGUAUAGCAUACUUUUGAGUUAUUAUUGCCGCAUUUACCAUUUUUUUAAAAGACAGUUUUGAUAAGACACUAAAAAAAAAAAGAGAAAGGAAGAUGGAGACCUAAUCUUAUUAAGUUAAUGUAGAGGUUUUGAAAUUCCCCAUUAGAGUUCUCACAGGUUCAGUGCAAUCUCUCUGGCUCUCCUAGCAGCUACAGAGCUAAGCUUUGAAUCUGCCAUCGUAAUAAGGGACAGUACAGCUCAAACCCUGGGGUUGAUUUACCAAUGUUGACAAAUUUAUAAGAUUUACAUCCGGAUGGUCUUUACAGAAAAAUGUUAAAAACCAUAAACAUUCCCUUUUAAACCUCUAAUUGUGUGCAGGGGACAAAAAGAUUCUUUGCACAUGAUUGCAUUUUAGACACAUGCUCUAAUAAAUCGCUGCUUUGUGUGCAGGUACUUUGGGGUAUUUUUUGUGUGAUAUUCACCAAACAUUGACUGCGGGUGUAUCUGUAUUUUAAAUGAUAGUGAUUGAUUUACCUGUGGUGCAUGUUUUUGGUGAAUGCCACAUUCACUACUUAAUAAAAUAUACUCUGUUUUAAAGUUAGUCACUCCAAAAGUGCCAAAAUCUACCAAAGAAGGAAUACAAGAAGACUUUCAAAAGGAAUAAGGCUCCAUGCACACUGGGCUUAAAAAAAAAAAAAAAAAGUCUGUUCUCUUGGCAGUAAAAAACACUCGUAUAGAGCAUUUUUUUGUUAAGUGUAGACGAGUUUAGAAGAGUUUUAUGUUUUUUCUGCCAGUAACCUCCAAUCAGAAACUCAAACCAGGUUUAUUGCCUCUAAACAUUGAGCUAAAAUAUGCCUGUAAUCCUCCGAUGUGUAGAAGAUACAUAGGAUAACAUUGAGUAGCUUCUACAGGGAGAACACAACUCCUGUAGAAGCAAAGUUUUUUGUAAGCCAGUGUGCAAGGAGCCUAAAGGUGAUGCUACUCUCUACUCCAAAGAGACUUUCUGAACAUUACUACAGAAAUUGCAUUGGCGUUUUUUUGUUUUUUUUCUUGUUUUUCUCUCUGCUCCCAGUUUUCUGUGCAUAGACCUGUAAAAUGCCCCACAUGUUCAGUUUUUGAAAGGGAUGUCUUUUUUUUUUUUAGAGAGAAACCCAGCAUGAAUAAAAGUGACAAAUAACCAUGCUGCCCUAAUCCAUUGAAAAAUGGACAUGGUUCUUUUUCUUCCUUCCUUUUUUUUU
This is a messenger RNA of Rana temporaria (common frog), 4520 nucleotides long. It is a transcript of the gene AACS, whose product is annotated as acetoacetyl-CoA synthetase. Bases 74 to 2092 code for a protein of 672 amino acids. The transcript is spliced from 18 exons. NCBI's taxonomy places the organism in Eukaryota, Metazoa, Chordata, Amphibia, Anura, Ranidae. Gene Ontology annotation, cellular component: cytosol. The record is from RefSeq and is a predicted model, not a curated record. Gene Ontology annotation, biological process: lipid metabolic process; positive regulation of insulin secretion. Gene Ontology annotation, molecular function: acetoacetate-CoA ligase activity.